Messenger RNA from Triplophysa rosa, 4630 nucleotides. RefSeq lists its product as uncharacterized. Bases 397 to 1281 code for a protein of 294 amino acids. The transcript has 7 exons. NCBI's taxonomy places the organism in Eukaryota, Metazoa, Chordata, Actinopteri, Cypriniformes, Nemacheilidae. The record is from RefSeq and is a predicted model, not a curated record.
GCAUCACUGCGCUUCUUCACCUGAAAGUCAUAUCUGUCUAUCAAAUCUUCUCUGCUUCUACAGUAAACUGAAAGUGUGGUUUGAGAUGUCAUGAUCUGUGUUGUGUGUUCAGCUGUGAUGAUCGCGUGUACCUGACCUGCUUUCAUAAUUCUACUGUAUUGCAUGUUGCUUCAAAGUGAUUCUCACGCUUUUUGCUCCCACUUGUGAAGCGCUCUAUUUAGGUUAACUUCAACUGAACACACAUAGUGGACUUUAAUGUUCUUCAGGAAAACAACACAAAAGCAUUUUUUGGAAUCAUGGUCUCAGGAGCCCAGUGUAAUUUCUGACACCUCAAACACAUGACCACACAGGAACCGGCAUACAACAGACUUCAAGAGAAUUAACCAUUGUGAGCAUAUGAGGAAGCUUCAUGCAUUCUCAUUUAAAGACUCAUUUAAAGACAGGAUUUACAGUAAGGGAUUAGUUGUUUACAGAUUACACUUUGCUUUAGGCAUGUAUCGGCUGCGCAGUGUCUUUUUGCUGCUAGUCACAGCCUCAAUCGGGAGUGCACUUGAACCUUUACACGUCCAUCUGAAACCAACAAAAGACAUUAAAGUUUGUGAAGGGGAUUUACUCCAAAUGAACUGCACUUGGAAUCUACCUGAAAAUUUGGAAAAUUGGAACAUAUCUGAUAAAGUGAGCUGGCACUUUAAUUACCACAUAGAUGAGGACAAAUGUAACUCACGCAAGAUAUCCGAAGGAAUAUCCUUCUUCAAUAACAAGACUUACAAUUUGUCAGUGCUCAGCAAACCUUCCAUCAGGACUAAUGAGAGUGGAUGGUACUUCUGCAAAGUUACCAGAGACAUUCCUUUACUCAAAGACAAUUGCAGUAAUGGACUUCGUGUUCUGGUUGAAGCGAACCCUAACCUGGAUCACCCAGAACCCAACAGCACCUCGGGUCUGAAUCAGACUUCAACUCAAGACCAGACUACCACUGUAUCCACAAUAUGUUCUCCCGGUGCUAAAACCCCCAUAUCACCUUUCUUUGGUCAGUGGUGGAUAUGGGUAGCAGUGGCUGUCGGGUGUUUUGUACUGAUAGUGUCAGUUAUUGCCAAAUGUAUCUUAUCAUGCAGAACUAAAGAGAUCAUUUAUGAAAAUACCAUACCGAGAAAAUCAGACUGCUGGAGACGGGAUCGGAGUCAGACGGACGGAUGCAACCUCCCCGCGUCCAAAAAAGUCGAAACUAUUAAACCGCUGAGGAAAUAUGACACGCUUUCACAAAACAGAAUCCGCAGGCCCUAAGUCAGGACUGUUCAAUCUUGAAGACUGAUGGAUUUCAUUGGGGUUGGAACUAAACUCUGGAGGACACUGGACCAAAAGACCGGAGUUGAAUUGUCCUGCUAUAGGUGUUUACACCAUAAUAUACUUAAUGUAUUUAAUGAUGUAAUGUAGCAUUUCCCACUACAUGGAAAGCUGUAGAUAGUACAUUUUUUGUUUGUAAUGUACAAAUGUAAUUUAAACGCUGUAUGUGUUCAUUUUUUCCAAUGUUAAAAAUAGGAAAUACAGGAUAGUUCACCCAAAGAUAAAAGUUCUGUCAUUGUUUAUUCACCUUCAAAUCCUGAAUAUGACUCCUUCGGCUGUGAAACACAAAAGAAGAUAUUUUGAGAAAUGUCUCAGUGGUUUUGCGUCCAUACAAUGGAAAUCAACGGGGACCCAUGUUGUUUGGUUACCAGCAUUCUUCAAAAUAUAUUAUUUUGUGUUCUGCAGAAGAGAAAGAAAGUCAUAGAGGUUUGAAAUGACACGAAUGUGAAUAAAUGAUGAAAGAAAUUUCAUUUUUGGGUCAACAGGCCCUAACCAAUGGUGCGGGCUGUCUGUUUAACCAAUGACAGAAGUGUCUGGAAAACCAUGUCAUUAUUCAAGUUCAGAAUUAUUCACCUUUAGUGACAAUUGGUGAAAACUUUUCUUGUUCGACUUUCAGUUGUAUCAUAUUGAAACAUUCUGUGGUUAUAAAUAAACGUAAAAACCAUCUUAAACGAGAGUCACACGCUUUCCUUUUAAAUCUUUUCAGAAUUCUCACAGCUGUCAUUUUUUGCUUGAUUAAAAUCAAGCCUAAACACUUUAUCAGCUACAUUCACAGCCCUUAAAAUAAACACAAUUUAUUAUCUACACUGACAGCACAGCAUCAGUGGUUUCUUUGUGCAAUGAAAUCUUGUGAAAUCAGUGGGUUUUUUGUACAUUGAAAUCUUUAUACAAGGAUAUGGUCACCAUGAAUAGAUAGCAAACCACACGGCAUUACAGGAGCAAAUAAAGAGUUUUUGACAGAGCGUUUUGUUUAAUCUCUCACGUAAUACUAAUCACAAGAGAAACUGGGAUAAUUCAUUCACAUAAUCACACUUUGUUGUCAUCUGCAAGAGGCGCUUGCAACGCUAAGUUCGUGGGUUUGAUUCUUGGGCCAUGCUUGUAUAAAUGUGAAGCUUGGAUAAAACGGCGGUUUUUGAUUUUGCAGUUUUGACAGGCUGAUGUUUUUGAGUAAGGUUGGGGUUAAACUUUGCGGGCCACUGGCCCUUUAAAUGACCUUACGGUUAUCUUGAUAUUUGAUGUGUAUCUUUAAAGCAUCAAAAACCGCAGAGAAAAACAACUCUGCCCUUGUUGCAGGUGCUUUUAAUGCAUUAAAACAAUAAAGAUCACAGUGAUUGGAUACUGUAAGCCUUACAAAGCUGGAAUGUUUAGGCAAUUUAAUUUUAAGAGAUAGUUUACUCAAAAAAGUCUGUCAUCAUUUAUUCAAACUCAUGUCAUUCUAAACAGCCCAAAACUAUGAUUUUGUUUAUGGUGGGACUAACAGUCAUAUGUUAUUAGACUUAGAUUGGAUUUAGAUUGGAAUAGCGCCAUCAUCUGAUUGUAUAACAGCAGUGCGGCUGUUCAUUCAUCAGCACUCAUUACAUCCAACCUAAAGGGAAACUCUGAAAAGUUACCACAAAUGACACUAGUACACCAUAAAUGGGAAAGUUAAAUCAAAUCGGUUAAAAAUAAUCUAAAGUAAGAUGUUAAAUGCCCUAGUUGAUUUUAUAAACAGAUGUAGAACUAAACACAUGCCAUAACCUAUACUUCCACAGGUAGUUUUGUCAAUAUACAAAACUGCUUAAAAGUUUGAGGUCACUUACUUUUUCGUUAUUGACAUUUUUCCACAUUUUACAAUAGCGGUAAACCCAAAUGUGACUUUGGAAAUUAUGCUGUGUGACUAUUAAAGGGACAAUAAAUCUCACCCUCAAGUUGUUCCAAAUCUGUAUACAUUUAUUUUUCUUUGUGGACUUGGUGAGAUAUGCCAAGGACUGUGAAGAGCUCAUGGGCCCAACCAAGCUCGAACCACCUGCCCGGUUGCCUCUCGUCCCAGUGUCGCGUCCUUGGAGGAUCCUGCCCUGCCCACUUUGACUCCUGAGAGCCCUGCCCCAGGCGUCAGUCUUUGGGGAAAACCAGGGAGAAGGGUCUCUUGGGAGUCUAAGUGCCAGCGUCACCCUGUUCCUUGGCCAAGUCCCCUGCUACAGUCUCUAUGUCCUCCCUGGACUUCCCCCAGGCUUUGGCUACCUUACGUUUGUUUCCCCUGGACCUUUCCUGCCUCAGCAAUUUCCCUCUGUUUUGCACUUGCCCUUAUUGGCCACGCCCCCCAGUAACUACCCCUCCAUCCGUGCCCUCAGCCAAGCCUGCCUUUCCCAAGUCCCCUGCCAAAUCUGCCUGGACUCGCCACCCUCAACCUUCUGCUACACCCCCUGGUUAAUGGACUCCUUCCCCACCCUGCCCUCCCCUUGUGAACUUUGUUGUUCCCCCUCCCUUGUUUUUUUUUUUUGUUUCACCCCAACCCCUUUAUUAUGUACUCUUUUUUGCCCUUGUUAUUAUUAAUCUGUUUAUUAUUAAUUAUACUGUCACAAUCCUGCUUCACUCAGUCUUGCUUUUCUAGUCUUGUGUCAGGAUCGUGACAGACCCAUGUGUUUUGUGUGGAAGCACGUGGCCAUUGUUUGUUUUUGGUGUGCCUGUCUUUGUCUCCUGACCCCGCCCCCUCAUUUCCUCAUUAAUUAUCUUGUCAUUGUUUCAUGCUUGUCACCUGUUGCCCUCAUCAUUUGCUCCCUAUUUAAUACCCUUGUGUUUGCUGUCUUGUGCUGGUUCAUUUUGUAUGAAUUCGUAAUACAUUGUGUCAUUUAAAGGUCCUGUGAAGUCAAGUCAGUCCAUAUCUAGUCUAGUUUUUGUCAAGUUUAUUGGUCUAGUCUAGUCUAGUAGUCUGUUUAUUGUGUUUUGUCAAGCUUGUUGUUUACCCUCUCGUGGGUUUUGUUUUCCCUAUUUUUGUGUCAAUAAAAUCCCUGUGUAACCGCUGUCUGCUUUUUGGUUCUGUCUCCAUUCCUGACCGUUUUUCUCAAGUGAUUUAAAAGACACCUGGAAAAAUAAACCACGGUUUUAUUAUAGCAAAAGUAGCCAUGUUUUGGGUAGAUUAAUCACAAUUUGUAGGCCACUCUUGGUUGGCAUUUUAUCAAGCAACCUCUUGUGGUCCAAUCUUUAAGUCAUCCAUUAAAAAUGUUUAAUAAAAUGUUCAUAUUUGAAUAAAAGAAAUAUGUUGGCACAACUAAGCCUAUUUUUUUUACGAAAAUAAUUUCUAACGUUUCAG